AUGGCCGACGCAGAGCUUGAAGAAAUCAGGCGAGCUCGCCUUGCGCAGCUCCAGCAGCAGUCUGCUUCUCGAGGCGGACCCAGUCAAGAAGGGGGACAAGAGGAUCAAAGGAGACAGGCUGAAUCUGAACGUCGAUCCGCCAUCAUGAGCCAAAUCCUUGACCCGGCAGCCGCUGAUCGCCUGGGCCGUAUCCGACUGGUCAAGGAGUCCCGCGCCGUUGACAUCGAGAACCGAUUGAUGAUGCUCGCACAGACCGGCCAGAUCCGCCAGAAAGUGACCGAGGAUCAGCUGAAGGAGCUUUUGAACGCUGUUGCGGAGAACCAGCGGAAAGAAGAGGAAGAGCAAAAGAUUGUGAUCACUCGACGCAAGGGCGGCUGGGACGACGAUGACGAUUUGCUCGAUCUGUGA
Molecule: messenger RNA, 408 nt
Organism: Penicillium diatomitis
Lineage: Eukaryota; Fungi; Ascomycota; Eurotiomycetes; Eurotiales; Aspergillaceae
Product: DNA-binding protein
Exons: 4
Coding region: 1-408 (135 amino acids)
Cellular component (GO): cytosol; nucleus
Molecular function (GO): DNA binding
Source: RefSeq, a predicted model, not a curated record